AUGUCCGUCUCAUUUGGUACGCUUUGGACGCAGCACUUCCCGCCAGCGGGACCGCUCACCGAGGCCAACUUGCCAAACCAGGCUGGAAAGGUCUUUAUCGUGACGGGCGGAUCAAAUGGACUGGGGUACGAGCUUUCACGCCAGCUAUACGGCGCCGGCGGUAAGGUUUACAUCCUUACCCGUUCCAAAGGGCGGACAGAUAGCGCCAUUGCCAAGAUCAAAGCGCAAUACGAGGCCGAAGAUGCUGGAAAGCAGAGGGGAAGUCUGGAAUUCAUACCCAUGGACUUGAUGGACUUCGAGACCGUCAAGGCCGCCGCUCAGCACUUCCUGAAUCGGGAGGGCCCAAACGGGCGUUUGGAUAUCCUGUUCAACAAUGCAGGCACUGGAGCUCGGAAAGACGCUCCGGUUGGGAAACAGGGCCAUGAGUACCACUUUACGACGAACGUCCUCGGCUCUUAUCUUUUGACCCGGCUCCUCUCGCCAAUCCUCUCCAGCACCGCAAAACAGGCACCACCAGGUAGCGUGCGGGUAACAUGGCCGGGGUCUCUCCUCGUCGAGAACGGAAGCCCAAAGGACGGCGUGCGCAAGGAAUUUCUGGACAACACCGGGUCGCCCAAGGACUUGAACAUCGGCCAGGAUGAGCUCUACAGCUCGACCAAGGCGGCGUGCUACUUCCUGGCGUCCGAGUUUGCGCGCCGCCAGCCCAACAGCGGUGGUGUCUUGCACAUUGCCGGCAACCCGGGCAACUACGUCACGGGCAUGUGGGAUCAUGUGCCGAAUUGGCUUUACUUCCUUGUCUGGCCUCUGCUACGAAAUGCCUCACCCCACGGGGCGGACACUUGGCUGUGGAUGGGCUUUUCCGAUGAGGUUACGCUUGAGGAUGCCGCUGCAGGGCGGUAUGCGAUGUGUGAUGGCAGGUGGCAUCCAGGACAGCGAGGAGAUCUCGUUGCGGCAUUGCGCGGACGUGAGGAGGGAGGAACAGGGCGGGCGAGUGAGGUUUAUGACUGGUGUGAAGAUAAAGUGGCCGAGUUUCUUGAGUGA
Molecule: messenger RNA, 1041 nt
Organism: Diaporthe citri
Lineage: Eukaryota; Fungi; Ascomycota; Sordariomycetes; Diaporthales; Diaporthaceae
Exons: 2
Coding region: 1-1041 (346 amino acids)
Source: RefSeq, a predicted model, not a curated record